GUACUCUAAGAAAGAUAAGGUCAGGUUUAGGGUUUGAGAUAUGGCUUCGAAAAGUUCUCAUGCAUCACUUGCCCUCUCUUUUGGACUCGACAUUCUCUUCUUUUCCCUAGUCAGUGCUAGUGGCUACUGCCCUCCCCCCAAGUCAAAACCAAAUCCCACACCCUCCCCAUCUCCAUCUGGAGAAGGCAAGUGCCCUAGGGAUGCCCCUAAAUUAGGUGCAUGUGCUCAUCUGCUUGGUGGUUUGCUCAACGUCACCAUUGGUACACCACCCGUACAGCCAUGCUGUUCCCUCAUCCAAGGCCUUGCUGAUCUUGAGGUUGCUGUUUGCCUCUGCACAGCAAUCAAAGCUAACAUUUUGGGCAUCAACCUUGAUAUUCCAGUUUCCCCAAGCUUGCUUCUCAACGUCUGCCCCGAGAAAGUUCCCUCCGACUUCCAAUGUUCCUAAUCACUAAUUCUCUCCUUGGUGUUGCGUGGUUUUGAAGUUCUAAAUUUCUAUUACGUACGUGAUCAGUGUUUAAUUAUUGGUAACUUGUUGUGAUGUUGCUUGCUUCUGGAUUGAUACGGAAUGAGUGUAAUACGUACCUUUGUUCAAGUGUUUUCUUUGGCUUCAUGCAUCUUUAAGGGAAAUGAAAGACCAGUAUAUAUCAUUCAGCUUGUUUAUUUUAAUAAACCAACAAUUUAUCCUUCCAGAAUCCAUAGAGAGUGAAAGAAUAUUGUCUAAUUUCUCAAUGUUUCUCAUGCUAUAUAUGCUACAAUAUUUGGUCUGGUGACACGAUAGGAAGGGCUAUAUUGCGUGUCAAAUCAUUCUUUCUCUUGUUUAUUUUGUUGAAAAUGAUCACCUGGUCUUGUCUCUCAAUGUCUUACUGCAAGCCCUAACAAUAUUUAGUAAGCCUACGUUGUUAUAUCAAUUAAUAGUUAAUAUGAUCUACAAACUCUAAUUAAAAUGGGUCAAACCAUAUUCAUGGGCAAUGAAAUAGUAUGGAAUGUAACACAUUUAAUAAUUCAUAAAGUAUAAGAAUUCUCAAAACCUAGUAAUGAAGCACCGUUGCAGAAUGGAAAAAUAUAAUAAUAAAGAAAAAGAAAGGAAAACAUACGUGGUCGCAUAUCAAUGCUGGUUUGGAUUUUCUAAACUGUUGACAACAAUCAGGUGGGGCAUGUAAGAGUGCCCAAACUAGGGGCAUGAAAGAACCCACAACUGAAAUAACAUAUAUCCAUCUACUCAUCUAAUAUGACUCCAUGUUAUAACAAAUGAGACCUAUCUCUUCACCAUAAUACAACAGUGUCAGAGCAAGUGCACCUGUCAGUCACUCAGUUACCGAAAGCUACAUUAUCUAAACCAAUCAGAAAGGUGAACCCCCGUCAAAAACAUUCACACAGAGGCAAAUCUCAGAAACAGAGCACCAUCAAUGCUCCCCGAACAUUAAACUGCUUGCCUAUUUGGAAACAGCUUCAGAAGACAUAUUUACACAAAUGAUGAGUUAUCGAUAUUAGAAUUUAAAUCAGCUGUCUAAAGCCCUUCUAAUAAACAAAAUGGACAAAUUGUUCAGCUUUAAGUGAUUGUUUGGCCAUUCAUUCUGUAACACAAAAUGAACAUAGUGUUCUACUUCAU
Messenger RNA from Durio zibethinus, 1609 nucleotides. Lineage: Eukaryota; Viridiplantae; Streptophyta; Magnoliopsida; Malvales; Malvaceae. The record is from RefSeq and is a predicted model, not a curated record.